GCGAAAGCCGGCGGCGAGCAGCAGCGAUGGAGGCGGCGGCCGGGCAGCGGGCAGCAGCGGAGAGCGCGGACGGGGCGGCCGCACCCCGGGCGGAGCCGGCGGCCAGAGAUUCCUCUCCUGUCUCAGAUGAACCAGUUUCAGAUGCAUCGGAACCGAAGACAUCGCCAUCGUCCGAGGGUUCCUUGGAGUUGUCAUCUCACCCAGCUGCUGCAGCUCCAGAGCCUGUCACAGGUGAGGAAGAAGCCAAACCUCAGGCAGCUUCUACCAAGGGCAAGAUGCAGGUCUUCACAUCUACAUCUGCAAAAUCCUCAACAGCUAGGCCUCAGGCUGCCGCCCACUCUAAGAGGGCCAUUAAAGCUCCCAGUGCCAGUUCCAGAAUACCUCUCGGCCCCGUCGCCAGCCCAAAAAGACAUCUCUCCUCGAUAAACCACGGUGGCACGGGAGCUAAAGUGCCUACAGCAAAGCCUCGUGAACCUGUGCCAGAGGCCAGCAGGAGUCGACUGCCAGCAGCAAAAGGGUCAAAGACCACGGCCAAACCUCCGGCCACUCAGAAGGAAUCUGGUCAAUCACCAGAUCACCGGCGGGCAACAGGGGACUCUCCAGCCAAGCCGGGUGGGAGUGGAUGCAGCAGCCCGGGAGCUCCUGGGACACCGAGCAGCCGUUCCCGUACUCCCUCACAGCCGCCCUCUGGCUCAGGCAAGGACGUAAAGAAGGUGGCUGUUGUACGCACUCCCCCAAAAUCCCCGGCCGCUGCCAAGGCACGUCUGGCCCCCGUCUCUGCACCCAUGCCGGACCUGAAAAAUGUCAAGUCAAAGAUUGGAUCUACAGAUAACAUUAAACACACCCCUGGUGGGGGCAAGGUGCAAAUCGUACACAAAAAGGAAGAUUACAGCACUGUGCAGUCAAAGUGUGGUUCCAAGGACAAGAUCAGACACAUCCCAGGAGGUGGAAAUGUACAAAUUACAAACAAGAAGAUCGAUCUGAGUCAUGUGUCGUCAAAAUGUGGAUCAAAGGAUAAUAUCCAUCACAAACCAGGUGGUGGCAAUGUGGAGAUCAAGUCACAGAAAGUGGACUUCAAAGAGAAAGCCCAGUCCAAAAUUGGAUCGAUGGACAACAUCAGCCACACACCAGGAGGGGGCACCAAGAAGAUUGAAUCUCACAAGCUGACGUUCCGUGAGUCAGCUAAAGCUCGCACAGAUCAUGGUGCAGAAAUUGUCUACAAAUCCCCGACCCCUUCCACCGAGGGCUCUCCUUGCCGACUCAGCAACGUGUCGUCCACUGGCAGCAUCAACAUGAUGGAGUCUCCGCAGCUUGCCACUCUCGCUGACCAGGUCUCGGCCUCUUUGGCCAAGCAGGGCUUGUGACUGUUGUUUUGAAGCAAGUUUGAAGUUUUGCAACUGGCUAAACCGAGUUGGUGUCUGAUCUUUCAGUCACUGCCUCUGGGUUUGCUCGCAUACCUGACCAGUUACAGACAGUGGUGCUUUGUUGUCUUUUGUGUGUUAAUUCUUGAUCUGCGUUCUUUAGGCUUUUUGAGAAGUCUGGGACUUUAGAAGUAGCAUGUCCCUUUAUUUAGAGAGUAGUGGUUAAAGUACAGAAAUGGCUGAAAUGUUAUGACUGGUAAAGUAACGAUUUGAAACUUGUUCAAGGGAAAUGGUGGCCUUUAUCUCAAGGGGCCUGAAACCCAGCGGUAGAAGCUCCCGGAAGUUACACAAACCUCUGAUUAGAGCCCAUAUUCUGUUCUAGCACUGCGACUGGAAGGGCUUGGGAGGGGUUGAAGCGUUUGUUCACCAGUAUGGUACUGAGGGUAAAAUGGUUGAAUUGCAAGAACCGCUGGCAGAGGCGAAGCUUGCACUCCCUUUUGGUGAUCUUACUGAAACGUUUCGAAGAUGAUUAAAGGAAUAGAGCGCGGGGCAGAGUAUUGGAAUUGGAGCCAGGCUGUUCAGAGGUCGUGUCAGGAAACACUUCCACACACAGAGAAGGCUGCAGACCUUUAGAAAGGUGCACUGGGGAAGUGAGGGGAACUGACUUUGAUUUUUGUAACCACAGGUAUUAAUGGUUAGGGAACCAAGGCAAAGGAAUGAAGUUAGACCAGUGAUUAACAAUGAUUUCACUGGAUGUUAAAGCAACUGAAGGAGAGACAGAGAUCUUCCUGCCUGUUCCCUCGGAUUAUCUGAUUCAUCCAGUGACAAGAAUGAGUUGGUUCAAUCAGGAACUCACAUGGUCUUCAGAGUCCCCCAUUCAGCGUAUCCCACACUUGACUUGGAUGCUGACCCUGUAGUGUCCUGUGUAGUCAGUGCACCCACCCCAUAGGGAUCUGCCGAAGUAACCCCUUCAGGAGUUGUUCUCUGACUUUGGCAUUCGCUCGGAUUAGGAAGUGGUGUAGAACAUGCCGGAAUGCUGCUGUCUGAGGUCCCAGCUCCCACCACUGGUCCCAGGAAGGAACCUGAGCCUCACUUCAUGGAAGACCCCUCUGUGCUCCAAUAGCUCAGUUGGGCUUUCACCAUGUACUGUAUAACCCCUAAACAGCAUUCAGUUGCUUGGCAUUUGAAUUAUUUCUAAUGAGUGUGAAAAUACACUUCCAGAUAUCGAGGUGAAAGCUCCAGAUCUGAUCUACAGAUUAGACCUCUUCUCGAAUCCCCAACACACGGAAUAAUUUUGCUACUGAUUCCUUUAAUCAUCUUAAGCACUUCAAUUAAGUCACCACUUCAACAUUUAUACCACAAAAAUACAGAUUUGUCGAUGUCCCUUAUCCUUUUUAACCAUUUUAGCUCCAUUACCGUUCUGGUAGAUGUGGAGAAGAUGUGGGAAAUACCUGGCAGUGUAAAAUCCAAAGCAGAGGUUGACCGGGGGCCCAGGAAGGAGACCCCAGCCCAGUAACAGAUUCAAUGACCCCCACCCCACUUCCCCAGAGACCUUUCCUUAUCCUGGUCUGCCAUUUGGUUCCUGCCACUUUCCUGUCCUACAGAGAUAGAAUUAUACUUUAUUCCAAUUUUUCCAGCUAAGGUAGGAUUGAUAUUGGGACAAUGAAGUGUGGAGACAUUGUAGUCAAACAAGACCCAGUUUUUAACUGAUGUCAACCAUCGCAGGAGGGGUGCUGGAUCGUGGUUGAGGAGGAGGGCGGUCAGAGUGGAUCUUGUCUUUACUUCAUUCCCUGUGAGGUCCAGAGUCCACGAGAGUGUCGUUGGGAUGCUGUCGGGUGUGAACCUCUUCUUGUGCUGCUGCCCUGCUGAAACCCAGCCACCUCAUUGUCAGUGAAUACCUCCACUCAUUUCUCUUGUUCAUUAAGGUCCUGCUGCAAGUGACCUCAUCAAUUAAUUUUGUUGGCUAGUGGACCUGGCCCCCAAUGACCUUGACCAUUGGUCAUGUCGCCGAUUGACCUUGUUAAUUGACCUUGCUGCCCAAUGAUGUUCAUUUAUUACUGCCUUGUGAUCACACCAGCAUUGAUCUCCCUGCCCAUGACCCCAUUCCUGGAUCCCACUAUCCAAGAUUUCAUUGGCUGCUUGCUGUCCAUGCAUCACACCUCCCUUUGGUCUCAUCUCCCUAUUCACACCAACCAUUUAUCAAUGCCCAUUGCUCUCUCUGCCCACUGAUCUUCUUCAUUGCUCUCAUAAUGAAUUCAUCUCACUGCCCAUUCACCAUCCUUCGAUGCUGUUGCCUGUCGAUGUCUCACUGCCCAUUGAUCUCACCACUCUGAUCUCUUUACCAGUUGGUCUCCCUGUCUGUUGGUCUUGCCACAGAUUGACUUCUGCCUAUUGAUCUUGUCCUUUAGUUUUGUUGCUCUUUGAUCUUGCUGCCUCUUGACUUUGCUGCACAAUAACGGAGACACAGGAGACUGCCGAUGCUGGAAUCUGGAGCAACACACAAUCUGCUGGAGGACUCAGCGGGUCAGGCAGCAUCGUGGGCAGGGGGUGGGGGGAGAAAAACCUUCUCGCGAGGUUUCGACCAGAAAUAUCAACAAUUCCUUUCCUCCCACAGAUGUUGCUUGACCCGCUGAGUUCCUCCAGCAGAUCGUUUGUUGCUGUACAAUAAUCUUGCUGCCGUUGAUCCCACUCCCUGGAGCAUACAGCCUGUUGAUCUCACCAGUGAUCUAGCUGACCAUGGCUCUUAUCAUCCAUUGAUUUCAUCGAACUCCCAUCCUGUUGAUCUCCCUGUCCAUUCUACUUGCCAGUUUGUGAUACAGCCGCUUGUUAAUCUUGCCACCCAUUGAUCUCCUCCAAUUAAUGUAACAUGUUUUUGUCCUCCAUUGACGUCACGGCCCAUUUACCUCUGAUCCUAGUCGCCAUUGAUUCCACUGGAGAUUGGGUUAUCCUGCUUCCCAUAGACCUACCGUCCAUUGAUUCUGCUAUCCAACCUUUUCACUGCCCACUGAUCCACUUGUUCACUAUUGCAGGUGCCCAAUGAUCACACAGCUUGGCUGGCUAUUCUUUGAUCUAAGGUUCCAUUGGUUUCACUCACGUUGAUCCAGUUCUUAACAGACUCUCAAUUGUCCUCACUCUCCAGUGACUAUGCUGUCAGCUGUUUGCACCAGCAGUUAGUUAUAUUAUCUACCAGUCUCACUGCCCAUUGAUCCAAAUCUCCAGUGACUUUGCUGUCUAUUGAUCUUACAGACAACUAAUGCCACCGUUGAUUGUCUGUUCAUUGUUCUCAUUGUCAACUGGUUUCUCCCUGCCUCUGGUGUCACUGGCAUUCUUGCAUAAUUGAUCUUGCAUUUGAUUAAUACCGUUAUCUUUGAUUUGAUUCUUUGUUGGUCUCGUAUCUCCUUUCACUCCAAGCAGAUCUCACUGUUGAUGUUUCCCUCUGCUGAUAGAUCAUCUUAUCCAGUGGUCUCAAUAACUAAUUAUCUUAACGCUUGUUGGCUUUGUUGUCAAUUAUUUCACUGUUGUUUGGCCUCAGUUUGCAGUGACCUCACAGUUGAUUGAUCAAUGUAAUUGAAACCAGUGGAUAUGGAAACUGAUGGACCCUUAGAUCAAAGAGAUCACUGAUCUCAUUGCUGAUGGGUCUUGCUGUUCAUUGGUCUCAUUUCCCCUUGAUCUCUCUAUACACUGGUCUCGCUGUUGGUUGAUCUAACUCAUGGUUGGUCUCAUUGGCCAUUGAUUUCUGUUGAUAGAUCUCAGUGUCCAUUGGACUUUGUCCAUUAAUCUCAUUCAUGAUUGGCCUUAUUUACCUUGAUCUCAAUAUUUAUUGUUUCUCACUUUCCUUUGGUCUCACUGCCCAUCGGUCUCUCCACUGAUGUAUCUCUUAACUUAUUUAUCAUAAGACAGCAGGCCAUUCGGCCCAUCAGGCUCGUGUCAACCCUCGGCAGAGCAAUCCCAUCAAUUCCAGUCCUUAUUUUCCCGCACCUAUUCUCUCUCACAGACUCAUCAACCUCCCCCCCCCCCCCCCCCCCACACUUUGAUAUUUCUUUACCACUUUCCUGGGUGAGCUUACAGUGGCUUUGGGAUGCAGAGGAAGACUGGAUCACCCAGGGAAACCCACGAGGUCACAGGGAGAAGGUACAAACUCCACACAGCACCCGAGGUCAGGAUUGGAUCCAUGUGAGUGAAACAGUCUGGUAGCAAUGUCCUUCCCCUUCGCCCCGUGGAGUAGCUGUUUCGUGUCUCUCUGUCCCAUGAUGUGUCUGCCUCAUCAUCUCUCUGUCCAUUGAUCCCACUGUCAAAACAUCUCACCGUUCUUUGGUCUCACUGCCCAUUGGGGUGGUCACUUAUAACUGAGGUGCAAGGAAUUUCUCCUGGUAGGGAGUGGUGAAUUGUGGAGGCCGGACCAUUGGGGGUAUUUAAGAGGAAGUAGAUAAAUGAAAGACCAGGGAGUUUAGGGCUCUGGAGAUCUGGCCCAGAGGAGGAGGAGAGGCCUGGGGCAGAAUGAAUGGUGAAGCAGGCUUGAGGGGCUGAUUGGCCUCCUCCUCCUGUUGUCUGAUGUGCUUGUGUUAAUCCUGCCUCCACUGAUCUUGAGGCAAUCAGUCUUUCCAUUGCUAGAUCUCACUGUCCACUCACCUUUUGUUCAAUCGUCUCAUUAUUCUUUGACUUACCUUUUGAUUAGUCCAAUUAUCCAUGGAUGAAAUCAAUGGGCUGUUACAUUGUGUCUCUGUUGGUCUGACUGUCCGUUUGUGUCUCUGUCCAUUGGAUCUUGCUGUUCAUUAAUCCCACUGUAGAUGCAUCUCACUGUUUCGUGGUCUCGCUGUAUACUGCUAUCAUUGUCAGUUGGCCUCACUUCUGGUUCUCACUGUCCGUUGAUCUCACUCUCAGCUGGUCUCAGUUUCUCAUUACUCACAGUUGCCGCUUUCCUUUGGCCUCGCUGUCUAUUCGUUGCACUGUCGUUGCUUUCGUUGUCCAGUGAUCUGACUGGUUCAUCUCACUCAAUAUCCAUUGGUCUCUCUCUGUGGUUCUCGUGGUCCAUUGAUCUCAUAGGCAUUAAUCUCAUUGUUGACCUCUCUGAUUAUCUUUGGACAUCUCAUGACAUCUCCCUGUUCUUUUUUUCUCCUGUUCAUCGAGCUCACUUUGCCUUAGUCUGUCUGAUGAUUGAUCUCACAGUUCAUUGAUGUAAUUGGCCAUUAAUCUCACUCACUGGUCUCACCAUUCUCUGACAUCACUGUUGACCAGUCUCACUUUUGUUUUCCCCCAUUGUCCUUUGGUCCUCUGGUCAUUGGUUGUACCUUCCAUUGGUUUCAGUGCGCAUCCGUCCCACCGUCGGUCGAACCAAUGGUUGAUUUGUCGUUGAUUAGUUUCACUGUCCAUUGAUUUCACCAUUGAUGGAUUACACUCUGCAUUACACAGGCAGAGCGGUGAUUUGUUACAGCCCAUGUGGUCGUCCUCUGCAAACACUCACAGGAACUUAUCCCCUGUACUUAUUAACUCCUGUGGUGCUGGGAACCUGGUACGAUCCUCUGUGGUCUGCUUCUGUAACUCGCCAAUGGGUUGGUGUGGAGACGCUGCCAGUGAGGGCUGGUGUUGGGUGUACGGGGACAAGUGGUGUAGCCAUGUAGUGCUGAGCUGUGGAGAUGGAACUUUCCUGUUGGAUAUGAUGAAACUUGCUACCUACCCCUCUUUCUCUGGCUGCAUGGCUCUCCCCAGCCCACACAUUUCUCCAUUGUAACAAGUCCACUGGCCAGUAACCAUUGCUGAUCACGUUACUGUGGAGGGCAGGGUCUAGGCCAGGCUCCCAGCACAGCAGUGCUCUCAGUAACAUAGCUCUCUAUGUACUAAUAAUUCCAGUGCCAAUUCAGUCAGCACUCUCAUUCCCAACACCGGACACCAAACAAAGUCCCAGUGUGAUCUCGCUACCCACUGGUCUCACUGCACAUUGAUAUCCCUGUCCUGUCAUCUCACCGUCAACAGGUCUCAACCUCAAUUACUCUCUCUGUCACAUGACCCAUUGGUUGUCUGUCCAUCCUCCUCACUGUUCAAAGGUCUCAUCAUCUGUUGGUUGUACUGUCCACUGGGGCUGAGUGUUGUUGAAUUAAUUAUCCAUUGUCUUGUCCAUCCAUUGGUCACCGAGACAGUAGUGACACAGGUAGACAAGUUGGUGCAGGAGGUGUAUUGGCACACUUGCCUUCAUCGGACAGGGCAUUGGUACAAGAGUUGGGAUGUCAUGUUACAGCUGUACAAGAUGUGGGUGAAACAGCCCCUGGGAUAUGUCUGCCGUUCUGGUCACCAUACUAUAGGAAGGAAGUGAUUAAGCUCGAGAGGGUGCGGAAAGGAUUUACAUGAAUGUUGCCAGGACUGGAGGGCUUGAGUUAGAGAGACUGGAUCGGCUGGGACUGUUUUCCCCAGAGCUUGGGUGCUGAGGGGUGACCUUAUAGAGGCUUAUAAAACCAUGAGGGGCAUGGUUAAGGUGAAUGGUCAGUCUAUUUCCUAAGGUUGGGGAGUCUAAAACUGGAGGGCACAGGUUUAAGCUGAGACGGGAAAGAUUUAAAGGGGAUCUGAGGGGCAACUUUUUCACACAGAGGGUGGUGGGUGUAUAUUGAACGAGCUGCCAGGGGAGGUGGUAGGGGUGGGUAUGACUACAAUGUCUAAAAGACACUUGGAUAGGAAAGGUUUAGAGGACAAAUGGGACCAGCUCAGGUAGGCACCUUGGUCGGCAUGGACAGGUGGUUGAAGGGCCUGUUUCCGUGCUGCAUGACCCUCUGAUCGUCGAUUGAUCUAAUGAAGCUUCUUCUUGCGCUUGAUCGAUCUCAUUAUCCUUUGAUUUCAGUUCUACCUGCUCCUCGUUUCCUCCAGUCUCACUGCCCACUGGCCUCACUGUGGGUCGCUCUCACUUUUCAAUUCAUCUCAUUGUCCAUUGCUCAUGCUGCAUCUUACUAUCACUGUUGUUAAUCUUAAUGUCCUGCCCUCUCACCGUCUCCAUCAGUCUGACCGUCUCCACCGGUUGCACUGUCCACUGAUCUCUCUGUUCCUCUCGCUCUCUCCCCGCAUUGUUCCCAUUUAUCAUGUUCACCACUCUGCCAGCUGGCCCCACUAGCUUCUCUCGAUCUGAACACUACCGCCAUUCUAGAUGGACAUAGAAACAAAGACUUUAGGAUGAGGAGAGAGAGUGCGUCCACCACUCUUUGAGGAUAAGUUCCAAAGACUCUUGAUCCUCUGAGAGAGAAAAUUUUGCCUCAUCUUUGUCUUAGGUGGGCAACCUUUUAUUGUUGAAGUGUUUUUGAACAGUGAACCUUAGCCUGAGGUCCUUCAGCUUUACUCUGCAAGACAUCCCUCCCGUUCCGGGGAUCACUCUAGUAAACCUCCUCUGAGCUACUCCAAAAUGUUUGCAUCCUUCCUUGAAUAAGGAGACCAAUCCCAGACAUGGCAUAGAUGUGGUCCCACCGCUGCACCAUAUAACUGAAGCAGAACCUCUCUACUUUGCACUUCAAUUCCCUUGGCAAUAAAUGAGAGUAUUGUUAACUCUCCUAAUUAUUUGCUGUCUUGUACCAGGGACACCCAGGUCCCUCUGCAUCUCGGAGCUCUGCGAUCUCUCAGAAAUUAGAUAAGGUCUGCUUUUUAUUUGUGUUGCCAAGCUAGAGUUGUACGGUACAGAAACAGGCCCUUCAGUCCAUCAUGUCCAUGCUGAACUUGCCUGUUUAUACUAAUCCUAUUUGCCUGCAUUAGAACUGUAUCCUUCUCUGCCUUGCCUUUUCGAAUCUCUGUCUAAAUGCCUCUUAAACGUAGUGACUGUAUCUGAUUCCACCCCCUCCGCCGGCAGCGAGUUCCAGACAUCAACCACUCUCUGUGUAAAAACAAAUUACCCUCCAGACCCCGUUUAAAGCUCCACCAGCUCACCUUCAACCUACGCACUCUUGUUUUUGAUGCCCCUGUCAUGGGGAAAAGAUUCUGACCAUCGAUGCCUCUUACAACUUUAUGCACCUCCAGGUCACCCCUCAGCCUCCUUUGCCCCAGGGAAACCAGCCCGGCCUAUCCAGUCUCUCCUUAGGACCUCAAUACCUCAUUGUCCAAAACUCUCACAGCUCAUUGACUGAGGGAUCCCUUGAUUUCUUGGUCCAGGGACAAUACUGUCAAUCUCAGAAAUUUCCUUAUGACCUGGUAGGAGGCCAUUGGACUCAUCAAGUCUAUGCUGCCUUACAGAGCGACUCCAUUCUGCACUAAUUCCCCCUGUGACCUGUUCUCGCCACGUUCCCAUCUCCUCCCAUCCACCGAGGAGCAAUUUACAGCAGUCAAUUAACCGACCAGCUUGCACGUCUUUGGGAUAUGGGAGGAAACAGGAGCACCCGGGGGAAACCGACGCAGUCACUGGGAGGACAUGCAAACUCCACACGGACAGGACCAGAGCACAGGAUCGAACCCAGGUAUCUGGAGUUGUGAGGCAGUGGUUCUACCCGCUGCACCACUCGGACUAGUCUCUCUGCCUACUGGUGUGGGUGUCCAUCAUUUGCAGUGCCCAUGGUGUGCUGCUCAUCGCACCAUCCAUCAGCCUCAAUAACCACCGUUCUUUAAUUCCAUCAUCCGUUGGUCACAUGAUUCUUGGUUUCAAUAUCCAUUGAACAUCCAUUUGUUUCAAUUUCCAGUGCUCACAUUCUCUGAUCUCACAGCUCACUGGUGUUACUAUCCAAUGAUGGCGCCAUUGAUGUGCUGCCCAUUAGCCCCCCUCCUCCGAACCUGCCCCUACUGGCCUCAGUGUCCAUGGAUCCCUUAUUUAUUGUCCUUUGGUCUCACUGUCCAUUGAUGUAGCCCUGCACGUUCUCACUGCCCACAGAUCUCAUUGUCCUUUGGUCCUACUUUCUUGACAUUACCUGACAGAGACCUCGCUGUCAUUGGUAGCGCCGUGCAUUUGAUCCAUCAUCUCUCACUGAUGGUUUGCUGUCAUCUGUCCUUUGUCACCGAACUAACUUAUUUACUGUGACAGAUCAAGGCCAUUCAGCCCACAGUGUUGAUGCCAGCUCCCAGCAAUCCCAUCAGGCCCAUUCCCCUUCCCUAUUUCCCUGUAGCUCUGUACUUUAUUCUCUCACAUCUGCUAUCAAGUCCCCUUCAACUCCUCUGCCAGUUACCUGCACUGUGGGGCGAUUACGUUGGCCAAUUAAUAUACCUACAUAUCUUUGGGAUGUGGGAGGGACCUAGUAACCCAGAAGAAACUCACACAGUCACAGGGAAAAUGUGCAAAUUACCUAGAGAGAGCCCCGGAGAUCAGGAUGGAAGCCAGGUCACUGGAGCUGAGAGGCAGCAGCACCACUGCCCCGUGUAGUCCCAGACAACAGAAUUCACCAUCGGUGUCCAACUCGUUCCCAUUGAUCAUCGUCCAGUUACUCUGCUAUAUUUUGGUCUCAUUGUCUUUUGACCAUUCUGUCUACUUACCUGCCUCGCACUCACUUUCAAUCUACGUUAAUGUCCAUUGGUGUCUGUGUCUGUCGCUCUCCCUGCCCACUGACAUCUCACUUCACAUGGUCUCUGUCUCCAUGGAUCUCUUUGUCCAUUGUUCAUACUUUUAGCUCAGUGCCUUUUGAUACCAAUGUCCAGUUGUUACCGUCCACUGAUCUAACCAUUGUUUACUUCACUUUCCAUUGGUUCUGCUGCCCGCUGUUGUCACUUCCUCUUGCCCUCAGUACCCCUUCACUGCAUGAUGUGUUCAUCUUGUCUGUCUGAGUUCACCGUUCACUAAUCUCCCUGUCCCUACACCUUGCUGCCCUUCCCUCUCCCAGUCCAUUGGACCCACUGGUCAUUGCUCUCACUAUCUCUGGAUCUCAUCCAUUCCUCUCAUUGUCCACUGACAACUGGCCGUUCCUCGUCCUGUCAGAUGACAUAACUGCCCGUCGAUGACCUUGUGCAUUGAUCCCACUGCCCAACCAACCAACCAUCUCUACCUUCCUGCAGUUGGGGGCUUUCCACCUCAUUACCAAACACACAGCCCAUUUUGUAUCGUCUGCAAAUUUCUUUAUCGUUUAGGUCUAAAUCAUUAAUCUAGAGUUAGACAGCACAGGACAGGCCCUUCGGCCCACCCUGUCCGUGCUGACCAUCGGGUACCCAUUUAUUCUAAUCUCAUUUACCAGCCUUCAGAGCUUUGGUGAUUCUAGUACUCACCUCGAUAAUUCUUGAACAUUGUGUGAGUCUCUGCCUCCACUAUCCCCUUGGGCUGUGUUAAGAAAAUUCUUCCUCAGGUCCCCUCUUACCAUAAACCUAUACCCUCAACUUCUUGACACCCCUGCUAUGGGGAAAUGUUCCCUACUAUCUAUGCUAUACAUGCCCCUUCUGCAUCCUCUAUCAUCUUCCCCCACCCCUCCCCUUGGCCUCCUCUGCUCCCAGGAAGACACAACCCACACGCUUCAUAACUGAGUUACUCCACCCUAGGCAACAUCCUGGUGAAUCUCCUCUGCACCCUUUCCAGUGCAAUCACCUCCAUCCUAUACUGUACAACAUACACAGUACAACACAUUCAACACACAGGAAGGCAGCGAGAACUGGGCCCUGUGUAACCCCUCUGGUAAGAGCCUUCCUGUCACAAAAAUACCUGUCCACCAUUGUCCAUCACUCAGUUUUGGACCCAGUUUGUUGCUCUCCUUGUAUGCUGUGGACUUUUACUUCUUUGACUUGCCUGCCAUGUGGGACUUUGGCAAAGUCUCCCUAAAAUGUACAAAGAUUACAUCUCAGCAACCUUCGAGAACAAUAUAAUUAAGUCAGUCAGAUUCAACCUUCCCUUAACAAAUCCCUGAUGGCACUCCCUCAUUAAUCUGUGUGUAAUGCUAUUCUUUAGAAAUGAUUACAAUAAUUUGCCACUGCUGAAGUUAAACUAACUAGUCUUUAACUAAAUGGUUUACCCCUUCCUCCAUUUUAAACAACGGUAUAUCAUUAUCCAGCCUGUUUACAAUACUGCCUUUAUUUCUCAAUAUCUUGGUCCCUGGGUCUUGCUGUCCAUUGAUGUCACAUUGACACCGCUGCCUGAUGAUUUCUACUCUUUGCCCUGGGAUAGCCCUUGGCUGCCGUCUGUUGACCACACUGUCCAAUGAACUGCCUGUACCUCAGCCUACUUUUCCAUUGAACUCAGUGCCUUUGAAACUCUGUGCAUUGGUCCAGUGGUCCAUACAUCUCGCUUGCUGUGGGUCUCCCCAUGGUUCACUGCUGCUCCCCACUUAUCCAUUGGUCUCACUCACCAUGAUCUGACUCUCCAAUGAUCUCUCUGCCAACUGACUGAUUAGGCAGUGAUAUCGCUAACUGUUGGUUCAGUCCUCUGCCUGUUCAUUGUUUCCACCCAAGUCAGUGCUCCCAUUAAUCAUCGACCCUGCGGUAAACUGCCCAUUAAUCUCUCUGCCUAUUGGUUGAUUUCCUGUCUACAUGCCUGACUGACCUCAUGUUCUUCAGCACCGGUCCAGUAGUCUCCCCUUCCACCCGUACCACUGCCUGUCGAUUGCACUGCCUAGAUCUCUCUGCCCUUUCACCUCUGAAACCUGCUGACCCCACUGUCAGUUGACUGUGCUGUACAUUGAUCUCCCAGCCCAUUGGUCCAGCUCCCUCACCAGGGAUCUCACCGAGCUCUGAUCUUGCUUUCCAUUUGUGUCUCUGCUGCUCAUUGAUUGUCCCUCCAUGGGUAUCACCGACCACAGCUCACAGUCCCCUUCUCUUGCGGCCAGCACAGUGGCCCUGCCAGCUGAGCUGCUGUUUCACAGCUCCAGUGACCCAGGUUCAAUCCUGACCUCUGUGCUUUCAGUGUGGAGUUUGCACAUUCUCGGUGACUUCGCAGGUUUCCCUGGUGCUCCAGUUCUCUCCCACACCCCAAUGACAUGCAGAUAGGAAUGACAGUCCCUUUAUCUGCCUGUCCAUUGUUCUUGCCGUCCCUUCACCGCUCUUCAAUGAACGUUCAUCUCCCUUACACUCAGUCCAUCAGUACCGCUGUCCAUUGACCUCACUACUGAUACUCACAGAAUCACAGAAGGGGUGGGGGCCAUUCAGUUCAUUGUCUGUCCCAGCUCUCUGUGUGAGAGCAAUCCAACUGAUCCCAUCUACCCACCCUCUCCCUGACUUCUUCUGACCUGUCGAGAGUUGUCUGUCUAUUGAUCCGUCCGUUGAUAUUGUGGUCCAUUAAUGUCACUGCCCAUUGAUCAUGCUGCUCACUGCCCUUUGCACCUAAUACAAUUAAAUCCAGCUUUAAAUAUCUCUCAAUCAGGAAAUCACACAGACAUCAAGGGUCAAUGAAGUCUCUUUGGGAAGCUCCUGGACACCAGGACACCACGUUAUCACUGUCCAUCCUGGUGUGUAAAUUGUCCCGGUCAUCCAGACUUGUGGACCAACACAGUCCCAAACCUAAAUAGAGCAGAUUCCUUAUACUGGUGAAAUGGACCGUCACUCGACUUGUUCGGGAAGAAAUAAUGGGAAGUAAUGAGUAUUGGGACCCUGGUUUCAGCUGAAUCUCUUGGGAGUCUCAGGGAGACUUGUUUCACCUUCCUGUGCAGCAGGUGUCCACCAUGUUGAAGUUGUCUUUGAGUCCCUGACCCCAAGGAAGAAGCAGGAGUUUGUUCUCUCUAUGAGAUCCCUCCAGCCAAACCAUUUCCCAUUUCUCCUCCUCCUGCACAAAAUUUUCCUUUGAGUGACACACCCCAGAUGACAGAGGUUCCCACCUUCGCUCGACUGAAUUCAGUGAUGUGCUCUGGAGACUGGUGCACUGGUUCCAGAAAGGACCUAACCGUCCAGUGUCACUAGACAGGUCUCCAGACCUGAAGGCUGGAAUUAUUUUCAACACCUUAUCUUUACUUAAUUGUCUUAAUAUUUCUGAGUAAACUAUUUUUUGCAGCAUCUAAGCAGGUUGGAUGAUGUUGGAAUCAGCUGGAGCUGAGGAGGCCAAGGUGGCAGAGAGCAGAGCAGUUCUGCACCCCUGAGUCUGCUCUCAGCCCUGGCUCGGACUGCAACUAAAUGAUCAGUUCACACCAGCAGUCAGAAUCCAUCACGUGCACACUCACUGAACGUGUCCCUGCUUCCUGGGUGUUCAUCAGAGGUGUGUCGGGCACUGUGUCUGGUCUCGACCUAGUGAUGGAGUUCCUGGGAUGUGGGCAUCCUCCUCUAAGGAGGCAGUAAGCAGACUGGACCUGCAUACUCAAACGUAGAGGAAGGAGAGGUGAAACAUACAAACUUCUUCUCUGGCUCAGCAGGUCUGAUGCAGCAAAGGUGUUUAUCCUGGUUGGGGUGGAUGGAACCAGAAGGGGUUGGCAAUUUAGUGCAGAGAUGGAAAGAAAUUUCUUCACCCAGGGAGUGGUGAAUAUUUGGAAUUCUGAGUACAUUCAAGGCAGGGGUAAAUAAUUGUUGGGUUAUGAAAGGAUGUGGGAUUAGUGCAGGCAGGUGCAGCUGUGAUCUCACUGAGUGACAGAGCUGAUAUGAGCAGCCAAUGGUGGCUUCAAUUCCUUAUUUUCCAAAGUCAGGAACUCCAUUUGCUAGUAAAUGGCACAUUGGUGAAGUCACAUUGAGUUGAUUACAUCAACCUUUGUCAUUUAAUCCUAAAUGUCAGGUCCAUCCAAUCACCUCUAGACAGUCGAUGACUCACUAGUGAAUUGGGAGCAGGUGACGGCUCAUUGCCAAGGAUCCGCUGCAGACUGGGUCAGUUGGCUGUGGAUGAGACCAAGCAAGGGUGAAGUUGAGGGAAUGACUGAGCUGACUGAUUACAACCAAGUCCUGUCCUGUUGUGGUGGGUGUGAGAUGGUGAGCCUCACCGUGUACUGUGAGGGUAAGUGAGGUUCAGACCAACUCGCCUCUGGGACAGUGACGCACCGACUGAAGACAGGAUCAAGGCAUCUGAGGGAAUUUAGUGUUACAAUUGUCAGGUUCCAAGUUUCUUGAAAAGAGCUGAGAACUUGGGAAGGCUGAUCUCUCUGAAGGAUUUUCCUGCUCAUCCCCCUGUAGCUUUCUCUGGGACAAGACAGCUCAGUGCCAAUGUGAAAGUGAUGUUGUGAUAGUGUACGUUGUUUCUUAAAGCUUUCUCCUUGAGGUGUGAGAUGGUAUUUUAAUCCCAAUGGCAGCAUCUUUGCUAAUGUUCAGUGGCUUUGCUUCUUGUCUGUGACUGCUCAACGCUGUAACUUUGAAUCAUUGGUUUACAUUGAUAAUUGUUGCUGUAAAAGUUUGGAAAUAAAGUCUGUGUUCCAAGA
Messenger RNA from Pristis pectinata (smalltooth sawfish), 15547 nucleotides. It is a transcript of the gene maptb, whose product is annotated as microtubule-associated protein tau b. Gene Ontology annotation, cellular component: neuron projection. Gene Ontology annotation, biological process: neuron projection development; microtubule cytoskeleton organization. The transcript has 12 exons. Lineage: Eukaryota; Metazoa; Chordata; Chondrichthyes; Rhinopristiformes; Pristidae. The record is from RefSeq and is a predicted model, not a curated record. Gene Ontology annotation, molecular function: microtubule binding. Bases 27 to 1364 code for a protein of 445 amino acids.